This is a messenger RNA of Dipodomys spectabilis (banner-tailed kangaroo rat), 3057 nucleotides long. It is a transcript of the gene Iqch, whose product is annotated as IQ motif containing H. Gene Ontology annotation, molecular function: protein binding. The transcript has 19 exons. The record is from RefSeq and is a predicted model, not a curated record. Lineage: Eukaryota; Metazoa; Chordata; Mammalia; Rodentia; Heteromyidae. Bases 25 to 2874 code for a protein of 949 amino acids.
UAUUUAGACGUUGUUAACCAGCAUAUGUCACUGACUCCUGUGGAUGAAAACUUACGCGCUCCUCUGGUAUCCAAAGGUUUGGUUCCAAAUGUUCUCGACCAGAAAUCAUUUACUUUCCCUCUGGAAUCUGGGAGUAAACUUUGGCGACCCCAUGCCUGGCACACUAACAGGCUAUUGCCACAUAUCCCUCCAAAAUCAAAGAGAAAGCUAGGCUUGAAUGUGAAAAUCAUGCAGAAUCCUGAAAACAUCCACCACAGAGCUGCUGUGAAUGCAUACUAUGGAAUCAGUUUGCCACGUAUUAACAAGAGAAAAGCAUAUGUGAAUAUUCAGAAAUUAGUCAAAGGGUCCACCAUCCCCAGCCUCACAGUUCUGCCAUCUGCUCAUCGCAAUGAUCCCCAUUUUAUCCCCGUACCGGUGUUACAGAGGGAUGCCAAUAAAGGAAUCUUAAGUUUGUUACAACGGGGACUGAUUCCUCCAACAGCCAGGAUCACCUGGCAAAAUCCACCGAUCAAACACAAAGCAAUUUCUCUGCAUAGUUUUAAGGAAGCACACAAGGUCACACCUACAGCCCCCUUCAAGACAGUCCAGAAACCACCCCUGACUGUACCAGAAGAUGCUUCCAAGAAGAAACCACAGCUAAAGGGGAGAGGCAGAAGCAUAACAGAAUAUCCUGAACAGGACACGAAAAUUACAUCUUCUAGAAUUGUGAAACCAGCAUGGGAGUAUGACUUUUAUAUUUAUGAUGGCAACAUAACCCAGACAGCCCCUGAUUUCCAAGCAUUCAAGGAGCAUUUCCGCCUCGCUUGGGGGAGUAUAUUUUCUGUCUUGGAACAAGUUGUGAAGUUUCUUCGGGACUAUGCAAUACCAGCGGUCAAAGUGAAAGGGAGGAAUUUGAUAUGCCUCCUUCCAGAGUUUGAGCUGAAGAGUCAACUUAACAGAUAUGACAUUCUGUCAAUUUUCGAGGACCCACUCCACGUCCAAACGCUGGUAAACCUCCCAGGACAGAGGUUCAAGGGUCAGAAUGGAAAGUUGGAGGCUGUCAAGAAGAUCCAAGCCACGUGGAGAUGCUACAAAGCCAGAAAGUUUUUUCUGCUCUUCCGCCGGCAGAAGUGGGCUUCGGGGGUGAUCGCCAUCGCAUGGCUUUUACACUGCCAUAAGACGAGGCUCAAGAAGAUCCUGAAGGAAUCGCGUCAGAGACACCUGGAGAAUUUCCGCAUUCGCGCCAAGCAUCUGGAAGCCAACUGGAAUCGCAUCAGGACUUCCAGGCGGACUAUUAUCCAUAUCCCGUCAUUAGGAUACCACAAGACUGUUCGAGAACACAUUGCUGAUUUGGACACACUUCAGAAUAUGCAGCUGGGGAGGUUAUGUGACAUCAAAGAUAUCAAUGUGAAUGUCAUCUACAUCUCCUCCCACCAUAUGAAUGAUGAGUUAAAGCUAUAUUACCAAAAAAUCCUGAGUCUACAUGCAGCUGUCAAAUCGGGGAAUGUGAAUGACAGAAGUGACCUGAAGAACAGGCUGAAAAUUAUCACCCCCGAAGCUGUAGACUUCUUCACAAAUCAUCACAUGUGCCUGGCCACUCACCUGAAGUACAGUCCCAAGGCAAUCAAAAGAAUAAAAAAUCUCAUCCAAGGAAAAGAGGCCUACAUUGUGGGUGGUUUUCUCCACAGAGAUGAUUUAGCUGUGGCUGAUAUGUUAAAUGUACCCAUCCUGGGCUCAGAGCCUGAGCUGGUGCAACUUUAUAGUUCCAAGUCUGGCAGUAAACGGAUCUUUGACAAGAUCAAUGUACCAAUCCCUCCUGGAGCAUACGACAUUUAUUCAAAUGAUCAGAUGAUAGAACAGUUGACCCAGCUGGUGACUGAUCACCUGCAAAUCCAACGCUGGCUCUUUAAAAUGGACCUGGAAUUUGGAGGGAAUGGGACUGCCUUUUGUGACAUUUCUUCCCAUCUACCAUGCUACAAGUGGGUAGUAAAGGAGAGCAACAGAUACGGGUGUGAAGGCUGGAGUAAGAAGUGGGCUCAUGAGCCAGCUUUGCUGAAGAUCUCCGAGGAGCUAGCGGGCGUUUUAGCACAGCACGCACAGCCAGUCAAUGGGAAACGGUUCCCGACAUGGAGGAAAUUCCUCCACGCAUUUCUCAGUCAAGGAGGCAUGAUUGAAGCAUUCCCACCUGCAGACAGCAUCACCAACCUUACUGUGGACAUGCUGAUAGAGCCCAGUGGAGAAAUCACAAUGCUGUCAACGGGGGACCAGUUUCAUGCCGAAGGCCCCUUUAUUUCCUCUGGUACCACCAUACCUCAGACCUCUGUGGAUCCCAAAGUUCUCAAGUCUUUGUGCCUCCAAAUUGGACAGGCCUGCAGAAAGAGAAAAGUGACUGGGUACUUUUCCAUCGACCUGGUGACUUUUAUUGAUCCAAGCACCUUGGAACAGCGGUUAUGGGCAACAGACCUCAGCCUCACUUACAGUGACCAGUUGGCUCUGACACAGCUCACUCUGUACCUGACAAAUGGCAACCUGGAUUGCAAUUUGGGCACCUUCGAAGUGCCCUGCUCAAUCCCGAAAGACAAGGGAAAACUGGAGUCCAAUCCCCUUCUGUCAACACUGGACAAAAAAGGAACUGUGUUUGUCCUAUAUGAACACCUGAAGAGAAACCAGAUGGGCAUGUUAACAAUCGGUGUGGAUCUCCAGGGGGUCCUCAUGACCUUUGCCCGCAAUCUCUUCAUCAUCCAUCAAGAGAUAUCAGCACCUAAUAUGCAAGGCGAGACCAAUUUUAAGACCACCAUUCAUGAUGUUGAAACCAUCCUAGGAGUAACAGAAGAAAACAAAAUAAGAUUUGAAGAGCUACAGUCCAAAGAUGAUAAAAAAGCAAUCCAUGCUUGAUAAGUAAUCCUGAAAUAGCUUACAAUUUUAGAUCCCUGUCUAGAGCAAGAAAGAGCAAGAUUUCUUUUGCUUUUAGGAAUAAAAGUAGGAGAAAUUAAUUUGCCUUGUUUGUUAAGAGGUGAAUCCAGAUGAAUUAUAUUACACUGUAAUUUUCUUUUUACAAUUGAUUAAGAGAUCUUAUGU